AAAAAAUACGGUUCAAUAUUAAGCGAUAUGAAUUGUCUGGCGAAAGUGAUUAAAUAUAUUUUAUUUGUAUUUAACUUGCUGCUCUUGAUUUUAAGUUUAUUUUUCAUAAUAUGGUUUGGAAUUGUGUUGGGUUAUAUGGUGCACGUGGAUAAUGACGUAGGAUACCAAAUAUUGCCAAUAGUUGUCAUUGUCAUGGCCAGUAUAUGUUUUAUAGCAUCUUUCCUUGGUUGCUUUGGCAGCAUAAGAAAUAAUAUUUGUCUAUUAAAAACUUACUCUAUCGUAAUGAUCAUACUAUGCUGUAUCGAAGUAAUCGUUAUUAUAUUAAUAUUUGUCACACGUCAACAAAUUAGUAAAACGGAUGUUAACAGUAAAGAUAUGGCUAAUAUAAUUGGGGGUAUUAGUAUAGGUAUAGCAGGAAUAGAAGCAUUGGCUGCUUUAUCUGGAUUUUAUUUAAUUAAAAGUAUAAGAAAUAAUCGUAUUCAGACAUCAGUUGAGGAGUUCAUAAGUGGUUUUCUGCAAAUUAUAUUUGGAUCCAUUAUAUUGGGUGAUUUAGUGGAUACAUAUUCUCCAGAUGGUUCGGUACACACAAGAACACUACCCGCUUUAAUUGUAGUGUUAGGUUGUUUAAUGGUUAUAGUUGCAGUUUUUGGUUGUUACACCAGAGAUAAUGUCCUGUUCACAAUACUCUAUAUAGUUUUUAUGUUUAUAUUAUUUUGUUUACAAAUUGCUUUGCUUGCUUGGAGUUGCAGUAGCAAAACAUCAUACCUAAAUGCUAUAUCAGCGCUGUUAACACAAACCUGGAAAGAUAAUACUUUAGGAAAUGGAUAUCCGAUGAAUGCGACUCAAAUCAAUUUCGAUUGCUGUGGACUAGAAGGUUAUACCGAUUAUGAGUCUAAUAAUAUGGUUGUGCCACCUUCCUGUUGUGGUCAUGAUACAAAUGUCGCAUGUCCAUUAACCGCCUAUCAAUAUAAAAUAGGCUGUGAAGAUAGUUUUUUAAAUUUCUGGAGUGGAAAUUUCGAAAUAACUAAAUAUGGCAGCAUUUCUAUUAUGUUAGUAGAGUUUUUCGCGUUACUUUAUUCUGUUUUAUUGGUUAAUAAUUUAAGAAAAACCUUCAGCGAUGAUUUGUAUUUAGUAACUAAUUAAUACAUAAUUACCUGUUAUAGUUUUUA
Molecule: messenger RNA, 1169 nt
Organism: Teleopsis dalmanni
Lineage: Eukaryota; Metazoa; Arthropoda; Insecta; Diptera; Diopsidae
Product: CD63 antigen-like
Cellular component (GO): membrane
Source: RefSeq, a predicted model, not a curated record